This is a messenger RNA of Carassius auratus (goldfish), 1625 nucleotides long. Its product is annotated as dual oxidase maturation factor 1-like. Gene Ontology annotation, cellular component: endoplasmic reticulum membrane. The record is from RefSeq and is a predicted model, not a curated record. Lineage: Eukaryota; Metazoa; Chordata; Actinopteri; Cypriniformes; Cyprinidae. Gene Ontology annotation, biological process: protein transport. The coding region runs from base 133 to 1269 and encodes 378 amino acids. The transcript has 8 exons.
GAACAGAUCUGGAUAGCAGCGAAAACAAAAGGAAGAGUCCGACCCACAUCCACACCUGCCUGUUUCACACUGGAUUUAUGUUGGAGGGCUGGUCAUGCGCCGUUGACUCCUCUCUUUUGGGAAUACCAAUCAAUGCAAAUCAAAGCUGUUAUUAGGAAGUGCGAUCCUUUAAAAGAUGAGCGCCGAGAGGAUCAUCUUAUUUCCAGGACACAUAUUUUCCCGUGUUGUUUCGCGGCUCACGUUGCGUCCACAGCUAUAGUUCUCGCCUGUGGAGGGAAGAUGACUUUCUACGAUGGCAUUUACCCGUUUUACCCGCUACAAAGGAGCCCGUUCAUCGUCGACAUCAGUCUGCUGGUCGUGAUCCUGGUUUUCUCGGUUCUGGCUGUCAGUUUCCUCUUCAUUCUACCGGGAAUACGUGGCAAAUCGAGACUGUUCUGGAUGUUCAGGAUAACCAUUAGUUUAUUUAUUGGAACAGUUUUAGUAGCAUUGAAUUUUACUGGAGACUGGGCUGAAGCCAGCGUGAAGGCCAACGCCAGCUACAAAUCCUUCAGUAAUGCUGUGGUGUCUGCUGAGGUGGGGCUUCAUGUGGGGCUGUAUGGCAUAAACAUCACACUUAAAGGUGAACCAGUAUCGCAGAUAAAUGAGACCAUUGACUACAAUGAGAUCUUCAGGUGGUCGAGCAGCGUAGAUGAGCAGUACGAUGACGCGCUGAAGCGAGGUCUUCCCAACCCCAUCCUUUACAUCGCAGAGAAGUUCACUCGCAACAGCGCCUGCGGCCUCAUCUACCAGUACAGAUACUCAGGCCGCUUCGCCUCAGCCAAUCUGUGGACGGCUUUUUGCUGCUGGCUCGUGGCCAAUAUCCUCUUCUUAAUGCCUGUCAUCCUCUACGCCGGGUACAUGAUGAUAGCCACGGCCGCUUUCAUCUUCUUCUCCAUGGCUUCCUUCUCAACUAUAUUCAAUGUGAUCCCAUGUGACUUCAGUAUAGGUGCAGAGUCCUUAAAGACAGAUUACAGCCAUUCCUUCUGGAUCGCUUUGGCUACAGGUUUGCUGUGCGCUGUGAUUGGUUUGGUGGUGGUGCUACUGGAUUGUCUGUUUCCUGCGAGGAUGAGGGAGGUGUUCAGUGUGGGCGUGGACAACGAGGAUGACGAAUGCCACACUGGUGAAGGCUACCUCAACUCAGGCUUUCUAGAGGGAGUGAUCUAUGAUGACGACACACAGACGGGAAAUGUCUCCAUGUCUCAGCAGAUCACUACAUUAACAAGACUUUGACGGGCAGUUUGAUGUCAUCUACAACUACUACUUGAAAACUUUCAGACUGAAUUGCUGGGAGCAUCUGUACAUAGAACUGUUACUGAUCCAGCUGUUCUAUACAAACUGUAUAUUCAUAUGUAUAUAUGUACAUAACACGACAAAAUAACAUACAAAUUCUACAAUGUGUCUGUUUUCAUUAUUUCUGUUCCAGUUCUUUUUAGUCAAAUGAGAUAUAAUUUGGCAAUACCACGACUAAAUUCAUAUCCACAUGAGCAUAAUUCGUUACAUUUAAAAUAUAGACUGCAUAGGCUUUUUUCAAUGUGUGAGCUAUCGGAAUAUGGAAGUUCAUUAUUAAUUAUUAUAAAAUAAUUCAU